AAAAGUUUAAACAAAAUCACUUUGAUUCUGGAUAUAAAUCAGUUGUUGAUGUUGUUACAAUAUUCAAAUUAGAAUUACAAAGAAUUUUAAAUAAUAAUAAUAAUAAGUUAUCAAAUACAAUUAUUGAAGAUAUACAACCUUAUGGAUCUAGAAUUUCAGGCAUUUACACUGAUGAUAGUGAUGUUGAUAUUCAUAUAACCUAUAGUAAGUAGUAUUACUAUAUGAUAAAUACAACUUGUAUUCAUGGUUUGUUAUCGUAUAUUUUUUACAUAAAUAUGCAUCGCGGAAAAAACUCGUAUCUGAUGGAUUAGUUAGAUUUUUAUGUUUUAUUUUUUAUUUUUUUUGAGAGGAAGACCGUUAAUCAUAUUUAUUUUAGUUCUGAUAAUUUAAAUUUCUAGAAACUGUAUUAUAAAUCUGCUUUAGUUUGUAUUUGUUUUCUUUUGUAAUCAACAAACUUAAGAUAGGAGUACAGCAUAAGGCCCCCCUAAUGACCCUCAUGAUAUUCCCAGACCCUAUAGUUUUGGUAAACAUAAAUCUAAAAGGGAUAGAAGGCAAGCCUGAAGAAUGAAGGGAUUAUGGGAGAAAAAACAUUUAAAAAUAAAUAUGAUCCAGGUAUGUUAAGAGUAAAACUCUGAGUUCAAAUUAUAAGUAAUGCUGAGAAAUUAUAGAACAUUAAUAUUAGUUUAGUGGUACAAGACAAUAGAGAAAUUAUGAAGAAUGCAGCUUGUAGAAUUAAGUAUGAUUGAAUGAAAUAGUUAUAAUCAUUUAUUUUUUUUUUUCUGAGAUUGAUUUUAUUUUAUUAUUAUUUUAAAUAUUUUUCAGCUUCAAAUUUAUCUUUCAAAAAAGUAAUAAAAUUAUUUGCUGAUAGUAUUCGCAAAAGCAACGUGUUUAAUCAGGUAGUACCUAUAAUUCAUGCAAAAAUACCUAUCAUAAAAUGUUCUUUUCAUAAAAAAACAGGUAUUGAUUGUGAUAUAUCAUUUAAUAAUAUUAGUGCUGUUCAUAAUUCUUAUCUACUCAAUUAUAUUAUUAGUAUGGACCAUCGUAUUAAGCCAGUCCUAACGAAGUUUAAGUCGUGGGCUAAAAAUACUGGUCUUAUUUGUACAAAUGGAUUUUCCAGCUAUUCGUUUUACUGGAUAGGAUUAUUUUGUAUGCAAGUUAAAAGAAUAUUGCCACCUAUUUAUGAAUUACAAAAAAAUAUACCUGAACGAAUAGUUGGACAUUGGAACUGUGCAUUUUCCAAAGAACAAGAAUUUAAAAAAGACAACCAAAAACAUUUAAGUGAGAGUGACAUAUUAACAAUGAUUUAUGCAUACUAUUCAAGUUUUGACUUUAAAACAUAUGUAAUAAGCCCAUAUGUCGGUUGCCCAUUACUCAAAAAAGAUUUUGAAAAUGUAGACCAACUUCAACCAGAACUAUGGAAGUACAAACAAUUUCAUAAAGAAAAUUUUGAACAAACGAAUUUAUUAUUUUUAAGAACUUCACAAUUUAGUAUGUAUACUCAAGAUCCAUUUCAACAUAAUUUAAAUAUUACGGCUAGAGUGACUCCAAAAGUAUUUGAAAAAUUUAUUAAUGCUUGUACAGAAUUAAAAGAUAAAUAAAUAAAAGAAAACUUGGGUUAUAUAAAAAUGUAUUGUGUUAUUCGUUUUCAAUCAUUUGGCAUUCCUGUUCAAUUAUCUUAAUAUGUUCCAAUAGUUUUUUUUCUGAAUAUUUUUUCAAAAAAUACUCUACUGCAUAGCCAACUCCAUUUGGUUGUGUGCCCGAAAAAUCUGUUAUACCAUCAAUUUCAUAUUUUGUCCUUAACAGAAGAAAUUUAAUAUAAAUAGCUUAUAAAUGUUAUACUACUUUUACUGAAGACAAUAAUAAUCUUACCAUGUAGGGGUAGGUGUAAUUGAUAAUGUAAUUAUAUUUGACAAUGUAGCUAUUUCUGACCAACUUAAAUUCCUUGUUCUUGCCCAAAAUUUUUGUCCUUUUUCAUCAUACCAACAUUCUUCUUCAAUAAUAAAUUCUGGAACGUGUAGUGUUGGAUCACGUCUUAAUACUUCAGGAAUAAUAUUAUGACAUACUAGCCUAUGUUUAGUAUAUUCGAAUCCAUGUUCAUCUACAAAUAAAUUAUUUUUUGUGAAGAUGUUUUCAAAAUUAAUAGAUAACAAUUUUUUUAUAAUAUGUAUACAUAGGUAAAAAAAAAUUAAUGCCAUAAGAUAUUACCAAUAUGUUCAUCAAUUAAUUCAGAAAUUUUAACAACUUCGUCCUUUUGUCUGAUUUGAUUAUAGUAUGUUUUAAUUGUUUGAAAUGGUUGCUGGAAUAUGUGUACCAAUGAGAUUGUUAAAACCAUAUUUAUUUUUUUUUACUUAACUUAAUGUUCAAUCACUAUGGUUUUUGUUUAAGAUUGUGUUAUAAUAAAUAAAAUACAUAUUAUUGACGUACUUAAUGAAUAAAAAUGAUGACAUUUUAAUAAUUGAGAAAGAUUAGAACUUGAACAGUCUAAGGUCUCACCGUUUCAUAACACUUGUUGAUAAACUAGUUUUAAAUGAUUGCAUUAGGAGGAUAACAACAUAAUAUUUUAAAGUCCAAAGAUGUUCCAAAUUUAAAAAUAAUGGUAAUGUUAAAACUUAUAAAAUGAGAUGUAAUCAAAAAUAAACUA
This is a messenger RNA of Cinara cedri, 2641 nucleotides long. NCBI's taxonomy places the organism in Eukaryota, Metazoa, Arthropoda, Insecta, Hemiptera, Aphididae. The record is from the annotation of a GenBank genome assembly.